Ilex paraguariensis (yerba mate) is the source of this 505-nucleotide messenger RNA. The record is from the annotation of a GenBank genome assembly. NCBI's taxonomy places the organism in Eukaryota, Viridiplantae, Streptophyta, Magnoliopsida, Aquifoliales, Aquifoliaceae.
CACGACUGUGGUGCUGAUCAACUGUUUUUUAUCCUUGUUUUUUCUGGUUCUCAAGUUAUAAUUUUCCUUACCCUUUUACUCUUGGCUGGAUUUACUGACAUCAAUGCUGGCUGAACAGUCAUGAGAAGGGAUACUACGGGAGAGAUAAUGAAUGACAUGGAUGGUGCUGGAGGCAGCUAAUCAUAGAGGCCUGCACGACUCUGUCGCUGAUCAGCUGUUUUUGAUCCUUGUUUUUUCUGGUUCGCAAGAUACUUCUGAUUCGGUUUAUUAUGAAUUUGAAUGCCCGAAACAGGUACUAUUACUUAAAUCUUUUUAUGUUGGUGGGAUUUACAGAACAGCAAUGUUGGCCAAAUUCAGUAGCUCUAGUUUAAUGGAAAAAACCCAAAUGAUGAAGAUAAAUAGAUCAAAACGCGUAAAAACUAGUUGCUAUCUUUUCUUGGGCUCGCCUUGGCCGACUUGUAUCAGUAUCGGCAGAAACUUUGAAUCAUGUUAUGGGGUUCUUUAA